UAUAAGGCAAACUGUUUUUCAGAUGAGUUUCCUCUGCUGACAACCAAGCGUGUGUUCUGGAAGGGUGUCCUGGAGGAGUUGCUGUGGUUCAUCAAGGGAUCCACCAAUGCUAAAGAACUGUCGUCCAAGGGAGUGAGAAUCUGGGACGCCAAUGGGUCCCGUGACUUCCUGGACAGCCUGGGAUUCUCCAGCAGAAAAGAAGGAGAUUUAGGCCCCGUUUAUGGCUUUCAGUGGAGGCAUUUUGGGGCAGACUACAAAGAUAUGGAUUCAGAUUAUUCCCAUCAAGGAGUAGACCAACUGCAAAAGGUGAUUGACACCAUCAAAACCAACCCUGAUGACAGAAGAAUCAUCCUGUGUGCUUGGAAUCCAAAAGAUCUUCCUUCGAUGGCCCUGCCCCCAUGCCAUGCCCUCUGCCAGUUCUACGUGGUGAACGGUGAGCUGUCCUGCCAGCUGUACCAGAGGUCAGCAGACAUGGGGCUAGGUGUGCCCUUCAACAUCGCCAGCUACGCCCUGCUCACCUACAUGAUCGCACACAUCACCGGCCUGAAGCCAGGUGACUUCGUGCACACGUUGGGAGAUGCACACAUCUACUUGAAUCAUAUUGAGCCGCUGAAAAUGCAGCUUCAGCGAGAACCAAGGCCUUUCCCAAAGCUCAAAAUCCUUCGAAAAGUUGAGACAAUCGAUGACUUCAAGACUGAAGACUUUCAGAUUGAGGGGUACAAUCCUCAUCCGACUAUUAAAAUGGAAAUGGCUGUUUAAAGUGCUUUUAAAGGAGUUGUUUGAAGAAUACUGCCUUUAGGGGUUGGAAUGGAUGCUUAGGUGGAAAUUCUUUUUUGUUCUAAAGAAAGAAGGAAGUAGGCCAAAAAUCAGUUGGUAACUGCCAGUUAUUACUCAUUAACUUAAGACUGUUACCACUG
Myotis davidii is the source of this 917-nucleotide messenger RNA. It is a transcript of the gene TYMS, whose product is annotated as thymidylate synthetase. Gene Ontology annotation, biological process: dTMP biosynthetic process. The record is from RefSeq and is a predicted model, not a curated record. The transcript is spliced from 6 exons. Lineage: Eukaryota; Metazoa; Chordata; Mammalia; Chiroptera; Vespertilionidae. Gene Ontology annotation, cellular component: mitochondrion; cytosol. The annotation marks the transcript as partial. Gene Ontology annotation, molecular function: thymidylate synthase activity.